Macrobrachium nipponense is the source of this 2639-nucleotide messenger RNA. RefSeq names its product prostaglandin G/H synthase 1-like. Gene Ontology annotation, molecular function: oxidoreductase activity, acting on single donors with incorporation of molecular oxygen, incorporation of two atoms of oxygen; heme binding; prostaglandin-endoperoxide synthase activity. Bases 226 to 1992 code for a protein of 588 amino acids. The record is from RefSeq and is a predicted model, not a curated record. Lineage: Eukaryota; Metazoa; Arthropoda; Malacostraca; Decapoda; Palaemonidae. Gene Ontology annotation, cellular component: neuron projection; cytoplasm. Gene Ontology annotation, biological process: response to oxidative stress; cyclooxygenase pathway. The transcript has 15 exons.
CAACUUUAUCAUGUGUACGUGACAUCUACCUUUCGUGGCUACAAUACGUUAUUAAAAACAUUAGCUAUUUGAUUAUUGAAAUGCAGAAUUGAUUAUCGUUUGUCUAGUGGAUGUUGUGAUGGUGUUUUUUUAGUGGGUAACUGCACUGCAAAGGAAUUACUCUGGCAUCUCUAACUGUAUAGAUGAUGUUACACCAUUUGAUUAAUCAGUCAUCAGGAUGUGAUCAUGGAAUCACGGACAGGCAAACUGUGGACCGCCAUUCUCUCUUCUUCAGUUGCAGUUCUUCUUUUGAGUACGAGCUAUCGUUUCGUCAAUGUAAUUCUGGCAGAAGCACCAGAAUUGUCGGGUUAUGACCCAUGUUGUGACUAUCCAUGCCAGAACUUAGCCGUCUGCGUGCCAGAUGAAUUCAAUGACUACACAUGUGAUUGCACCAGUACCGGAUAUUAUGGAUCGAGAUGUACUAUACCUGAGGUCGGCACUUUGGUAUCCAACUUGAUACCAGAUGCCAUAAGUGCCUACGGUUUCCUGACCUCUCAAGACUGGCUGUGGAACCUCGUCAACGGAAACGACAAACUGCGCGAUCAGUUCACCGCCCACCUUUACCUGUCUAUGAGUGAUUUUACUGCUUCGCCUCCGACGUUUGAGAGCGAACACACCUUCAUAACAGGCAAUGCCUUUUUCAACAGAAGCCUCUACACUCGAAGCCUCCCUCCUGUUCCCAGUCGUUGUCCAACACCCAUGGGCACCAAAGGUCCCAAGGAGCUUCCUGACAUUGAUGUGCUGAUGAACAAACUGUUCGCAAGAAAAGAGUUCAUCCCGGACCCUCAGAACUCGAACUUACUCUUCCAGUAUUAUGCUCUCCACUUUGGACGUCAGUUUGUCCAUGGCCCAGGAACUGGACCCCAGCUCUUCAGAGGAACUGGGGAGAUGGACGCUUCUCAUAUCUAUGGUGCAGUAGAAGAGGAUCGUCUGGCUCUCAGAUCAGGAAUCAAUGGAAAACUGCGCAGCCAAAUCUUGAAUGGUGAAGAAUUUCCACCAGUUUUGCCAGACGAGCCAAAUAUGAGCACAUCUGAGCAGGUCAAGAACCAAACAUUUGCUCUGGCAGACCCCAUGUUCUCUUCAUCACCAGGACUUUUCGUGUUUGCUACCAUUUGGCUUCGAGAGCACAACAGAGUCUGUGACGAACUCCUGGAGGUCCAUUCAGACUGGGAUGACCAGCGACUUUAUGAAACUGCUCGUUUGAUCGUCAGUGGGGAAAUGGUCAAGAUCACUCUUGAGGACUUCGUGCAGCAUUUGAGCCAAUAUAAACUGGACCUCUCUUUCAACCCAGAGCUGCUCCAUGGCACGAGAUUCCAGUUCCACAACAGAAUUCAUGCGGAGUUUAAAUAUCUCUUUGAUUGGCAUCCAUUUGUUGCUGAUUAUCUUCUAAUCAACGAAGCCAAUUAUUCCGUCAAGGAAUAUUCAUCAUCCUUAGACCCAUUGUUCAACGAAGGCAUUGACAAGUUUAUUGAAGCUCUUCUUAAAACUCGUGCGGGAGAGAUUUCGGCGCGUAACCACGGAGAAUCCAUGUACCCUUUCUUGAAGGAGGCUCUGAAGGCAAGCCGUGAGCUGAGAUUCCAGGGAAUCAAUGCCUACCGAAGAAGGUUAGGUCUGAGGCCCUUCAGCACUUUUGAGGACUUGACAGGAGAGAAAGAAACAGCUGCUAUUUUGGAAGAGAUGUACGAGGACGUGGACGCUGUUGAAUAUUACGUCGGACUGCUAAUGGAGCGUUCAGACACUUCCAUAUCAGGCCUGACCAUGAUGAACAUGGCUGUUGUAUGGACUGUAAAGAGCAUCUACUCCAACCCAGUUUGCAGCCACUAUUACUGGAAACCCUCAACUUUUGGAGGGAAAGUCGGCUGGGAUAUUAUCCAGAAAGCAUCUUUACAAAGGCUCUUCUGUCGAAACAUGAGAACACAGUGCCGGGACUUAACGUUUACCGUUCUGUUUUGAUUUAUUUUGAUGUGAUACACAUUCUUCAACUCAGUUUUGUAGAUCAGACUUUCAGCUUUUGCAGUCUGCUAAAUAUUAUGUGGCCCUAGACAUACGCUAGUAUUUUUAGUCUCAGGAAAUGAAAAUGGUCGUGGCUAUUUAAUUUCAGAAUUUUAGUUUAUAAGAAAGAAAAAAUAGAAAAUUAUAUGGCAAAUCUCUUGAUUCAAAUGAAUUCCUGAUUAAUCGUAUGUAUUAUCAUUAAAACAGAAUUUGUGAUAUUGUGUCUUUGUAAUUAUUCAGAAUGAGCUAGCAUCAAGAACGUCUCUCACUUCAGAUAUAAAGUUUGUUUCACUGUACAAUAGGGAUAUGCUCAAUAAGAGCAAAGGGAUAUUUUAACUCCUUCAGCUUGGACGCUCUGUAGGAAGUACUGUGAUUGUCACUUAUAAGGAUAAGUUUUAGGUAAGGAUUUUUUGAUAGAUUUCUAACGAAUCUAAACGUUGGUAUUCUCAAUGGCAGAUAGUUGGUACACCAGAUUGCUGCUUCAAUAAAAGCAAAUGCAUACAUUUGCAAAAGUAUAGGACACUGAAAGUAAAAAUGUAAAAAAAUCACUUAAAUAGAAACAAGUCUACAUAUAUGUUUUGUAUAAAUAAAGAAUCCUAAAUUCCCUA